Molecule: messenger RNA, 1287 nt
Organism: Aphidius gifuensis
Lineage: Eukaryota; Metazoa; Arthropoda; Insecta; Hymenoptera; Braconidae
Product: serpin B3-like
Exons: 7
Coding region: 64-1227 (387 amino acids)
Molecular function (GO): serine-type endopeptidase inhibitor activity
Source: RefSeq, a predicted model, not a curated record
UAUCGUAACGUGACGUUGACUGAAUGAAAAACUUAAGUAACUUCCAAUAUAUUUUAGAAAAAAAUGCCUGAUUCAAAAAAUCAAGAAAACUUAUUAGUUGUGACAAAAAAUAUUGCACAGUUUUCGACAAAUUUUUACAAGACUGCUAUUGAAGAUGAAGAAAGUAAUUUUAUUUGCUCGCCAAUCAGUGCCUCAAUUGCACUCGCAAUGACAGUUUUUGGUGCAAGAAAUAAUACCGCAAAACAAAUACGUUCAGUACUGCACUUGAGUGAAGAUGAUGAAGUGAAUAAAUUAGGUUAUCAACAUCUCAUUGACACGUUUAAUGCAAUUAAAAAUGUUCAACUUGAUAUUGCCAAUAAAUUGUUUCUAGCUGACGACAUGCAAGUACAUUGUCCAUUUGUUUCUAUAACAAAAGAUUUCUUCAGAUCAGAAUUACAGCUGGUUGAUUUUGGUCAGUGUGAAAAUGCUCGAAAAAUAAUUAACAAUUGGUGUGAAGUUAAAACCAAUAAUCGAAUAAAAGACAUUCUACAACCUCGUGAUAUUAAACCAAAUACAAGAUUAGCAAUUGUCAAUGCGAUUUACUUCAAAGGAAGCUGGGAUAGUCAAUUUAAUAGUAAGAAAACAAGCCUUGAACCAUUUAACAUCGAUAAAGAAAAUCAAAAAAAAGUGCUGAUGAUGAAACAAAAAGCUUAUUUUAAUAACGGUACUCUUCAUAAUCUUGAUGCUAUAUUUGUUGAACUCCCUUACGAGAGUAACAGUGCAGAAGAUGCAAUGAGCAUGUUUAUCAUUCUUCCAAACAAAAUUGAUGGAUUAAAAAAAAUUGAAGAAAGUUUACACGAAAUUAAUUUCCAGCAGUUGCAUGCUCAUGAAUAUGUAAAAAAAAUAAUUUUACAAUUACCAAAAUUCAAAAUUGAAAGCAGAAUGGUACUUAAUGAUACACUGAAAAAGAUGGGCAUAGUUGAUAUGUUUGAUGAAGCUGACUUUUCUGGUAUAUCAAAUGAAUCUCUUUCUGUUGAUAAAGUAAUUCAAAAAGCUUUUAUUGAAGUAAAUGAAGAAGGAAGUGAAGCUGCAGCUGCUACAGCUGUAUUAAUUGCACGAAGCUUACCACGUGAUCCACCACCUGAGAUUAUCGUUAACCGACCAUUUUUCUGUUCUAUUGUUGCAACAAAAACAGGCACACAACUUUUUAAUGCUCGUGUUGUAGAUCCUUCUCAUGGUUCAUCUUAAUAUCGUCUAAAUAAUCAUUUAUUUUCUAUUCUACAUCAACAGCUGUUUAAAACUCAACAA